CUGUCCCAUUUAUGUGUACACCAUUUCAACGGGCUCUCACGCUCAACUCCUCAACAGGUGACGCCGGUGAGUGGCUGAGGGUUCAGGGUUUGAGGCCUUAGGGGGCAGGAGAGGGCCCGAGGGGAGGACGCAGGGCGCAGGCGGAACCUCUGUCGGAGGGAAAUUUAAAAAGUCUGGACUACCCGAAGUGACAGGAAGCAUUCAGGUCAACUCAGCCACUCGAAUACUUCCGUUAGCAGUUGGAGAAUAGUAGUAGUUUAGGAACAAGAACCAACCUCGAUGUCACAAAAUGGAGACUUAUCACGACCAGACUUUCGAUUCACCCUCAAAAAACAGUUACAUCGGGAGCUAUUACCAGCCUCCAAACAGGAUACUACCAAUAGCAAGACAUCUCGAGUUCCCUGUCCACUCAUCCAGCAGCAUGGACCCGCAGCUGAACAGACCUCGGGGGUCCCAGAGCAAACUUAAUAUUGACAGCACAGCUGUUGUUGAUGCACUGAAGACCCUCCAGGAGAAAAUCAGACGGUUGGAGCUGGAAAGAAAGCAAGCCGAGAAGAGCUAUCGUCAAUUCUCCCAUGAUGCUCAGAGGCAUAAGGAGGUGACAGAGUCUUACACAGUGCCCAUUCGACCAGCAGCUGGCUUGCCUAUCACAGAUAACUCUGGCAAGAAAGAGCUGGACUCAAAGCGGCAAUCUGCAGAGGCUCGGUGUAAGGUCCUUGAGAAGCAGCUCGUCUACAUGAGGAAGAUGGUUGAAAACGCGGAGAGGAAUGUCCUUGUAGAGAAUCAGGCCUCACUGCAAAUCCAGCAGCCACGCAGCUCAAACACCCAAUGUCAGCAGGAUAAGCUGGAGAAACUUGAAUCCGAUUGUCUCAAAUUGAGUCAAACACAAACUCUGGCAGAGACGAAGCUUGCCAUUCUGGAGCAAAAACUGCUGAAAGAAGAACAUGAGCGUAAACUUGUGCAGGAAAAAGCCAACAAGCUCCAGAAGGAGUUGGACAUCAACUUUCGAUUGGCUGUGCCAACUGCUGAAGAAAUACGGCCAAAGAAAAAAACAAAAAAGACGAGCAAGAAAUCCUCCAGACAGAAUGAGCUGACAUCACCAAAGGGCCCAAGGCACACACAAAUGCCAUUUGUUGCUGGAACGUCGACAAGCCCGAGCCAUUCAGUGCACGCCAACGUACAAAGUAUACUUCACAUGAUGAAGCAUCAUCAGCCCCAACUGUGUGAACGAGUGAGCACACUGCACAGGUUGGCUAGUGGAGCCAAGAAAAGCCUCCAAAGGGAAUUUGCUCCAUCUUCCACCACCUUUUACCAGCCUGAUGGGGAUCCGGUACAAGCAGAUCAGCCACUGGGCUCACUUUCUGACCUGCUAUUGGCUCUGCAGGACGAGCUAGGACAAAUGAGCUUUGAGCAUCAAGAAUUGGUACAACAAAUAGAUGUAACUCAACAUUUCAAUCAGAGGGAGGAUCUGCAGAGAGAACUGGAGAGGUCGGUUGCCAGGAUCGAGGAGAAAGGAGCUCAGAUCACAAAGCUCCGCAAACACCAGGAGACGGUCCAUAAAUUGACUCAGAGCCAGCCAUGUGCUGAGGACCACGCAGCUAAGAAGUUGAGUGGGAUCAAACCACCUGUUCCCUCUCCUGUUAAGGCUAAGAGUAAGAGAAAGAAAGGUGGGACCACUCACAAUAACCUGCAGCUUCUUAGAGAGACCCAGAAGUUCAGAAACGGCCUAAAACAAGAUGACCUCAUCUGGGAAACAUGAGGUCCGGGCUUUGAUACAACAGCUGGUUAAACCACAAGAAUCCCUUUGGUUCCCUUCAGCCUGUUUUCCCCACUUCAAAUGGCCUCUGGGACGUUUUUAGUAACAAAUAAAAAUAGGUAAUACACAAAAGGGGUUGAUAAUGUAUUACUCAUAAAACCUAUAAAGCAAAAAUUGUGUGACUUAGUUGGCAUUUUUUACAUAUAGGGUCCUUCAUAGAUGGUGUAUAGUUUAUUAAUCAUCACCUCAUCCUGUCUCAUCUCAAAUGAAGCUGGAGUAAUCUAUUUUUAUAUUCUAAAAUUCUAAUAAAGCUUAUUCUAUUUGCA
Messenger RNA from Pseudoliparis swirei, 2082 nucleotides. It is a transcript of the gene cep57l1, whose product is annotated as centrosomal protein 57, like 1. The transcript has 11 exons. Gene Ontology annotation, cellular component: centrosome. Bases 290 to 1759 code for a protein of 489 amino acids. Lineage: Eukaryota; Metazoa; Chordata; Actinopteri; Perciformes; Liparidae. Gene Ontology annotation, molecular function: gamma-tubulin binding; microtubule binding; identical protein binding. The record is from RefSeq and is a predicted model, not a curated record.